Molecule: messenger RNA, 5617 nt
Organism: Notolabrus celidotus (New Zealand spotty)
Lineage: Eukaryota; Metazoa; Chordata; Actinopteri; Labriformes; Labridae
Gene: lin7c
Product: lin-7 homolog C (C. elegans)
Exons: 5
Coding region: 247-852 (201 amino acids)
Biological process (GO): maintenance of epithelial cell apical/basal polarity; neurotransmitter secretion; protein localization to basolateral plasma membrane
Cellular component (GO): basolateral plasma membrane; cell-cell junction; MPP7-DLG1-LIN7 complex
Molecular function (GO): L27 domain binding
Source: RefSeq, a predicted model, not a curated record
CACAAUUUGCCAAGAAGACAGAAAAGAAGAAACUACAAUCCACUGCUUGUUGGGUUUCCAUUUUUCCGGGUUUCCAUGAACGCCCCAUGACACUGGCAGCUAGCCUAGCCGGCUAACUUAGCUAAUCUGAUUUAUCGUCUCGGUUAAGCACACGGAACGUUAGCCAGGAUUACCAAAAUUAGUUUAACAUAUCCAGCGUUCGUAACGCAAUAUCUAUCUGACACCCUGCAGCAAGUUAUCUGAAGAAUGGCAUCACUUGGAGAGCCUGUGAGACUGGAAAGAGACAUUAACCGUGCUGUUGAACUGCUCGAUAAGCUUCAGAGGACAGGGGAGGUGCCGCCCCAGAAGCUCCAGGCGCUGCAGAGGGUCCUACAGAGUGAAUUCUGUAACGCUGUCAGAGAAGUGUAUGAACAUGUGUAUGAAACAGUGGACAUCAACAGCAGUCCUGAGGUCAGGGCCAAUGCCACAGCCAAGGCGACUGUGGCAGCGUUUGCAGCCAGUGAGGGACACUCACAUCCUCGUGUCGUGGAACUGCCAAAGACUGAAGAAGGCCUGGGUUUUAAUAUAAUGGGCGGAAAGGAGCAAAACUCACCCAUUUAUAUCUCACGGAUCAUCCCAGGCGGCAUCGCUGAUCGACAUGGAGGACUAAAGAGAGGCGACCAGCUCCUGUCUGUCAAUGGGGUGAGUGUGGAAGGUGAACACCACGAGAAGGCGGUGGAACUCCUCAAAGCUGCUCAGGGCACAGUGAAGCUGGUAGUAAGGUACACCCCCAAAGUCCUGGAGGAGAUGGAGUCGCGCUUUGAGAAAAUGAGGUCGGCGAAGCGCCGGCAACAGAACAACUAUCCCCAGUAGGAUUUUUUAUGUUAUGAUGCCCAGCUCCCAUGUCUCUCCUCCUUUAGCCUUCUCGCCAUUUGUUCUGGUCUCUUUCUUAUCUUCCUGCCUGAAAACAAACGUCACAAACAAACCCAUUGUUUCUCCUCACACAUACUGUUUAUUAUGCUUCUACCCUCCUCUGUAGCAUUUUUAAUAUUUGUUAGACUGGACACUACAGCUCUAGACAAACACUAGAGUGCUCAUGAUUGUCAGUGUAGGUGGCUGCUCACACGUGUGCAUUAUUUUUCAAUUGACGAUUUGAAUGCAACUUUGAAUGCUUUUGAGACCGACCACACGAUCCCUUAGUCUGGAAAGAUGGUGGAUUUAAUUGUUUCAGCACAGCCACUACCAAGUGCCUCAGGGCAGACAAGUUUAUCUCAUGUACUGAUGUCGACACUCUUCUGUUCUUCGAAUGGUUUUAAAGCCAAGUGCACGUAAUUAAACUCUUACAGCAGGAAAAACUCCAUGCUUCUGAUAUUCACCAUUUAAUGUGAUUUAAAUACACGUAAUAAUCCUUUAAUUGUGCAAACUUGAGAAAGAUGCAGUUUUUAUUCUAUCACCACUUUAGAGACAGAUGUGGAUGAGAAACUUUUAGGAGCUGAUGUUAGUCUGAGUCCUCAGAAUAAAGAGGUAGGUUUAUGUUGAAUAGAAUAGAAAGGAGACUUCAGAACAGCAGUGAUGGAUUAUUUUACAGGUUUUCUCUGGGCUUCCUCUUGAGUGUUCCAGCGUCAUACGGCACUAUAAAAAGCUCAGCCGGUGCUGUAAGUGAUGUAAUGGGGUCUCAGCAACUUUUGAACUAAAUACCUGCCGUCACAGAGACUUGCAGUUUUUACUUUCAUCAAAGUAAUAAACAUUCACAAGCAUUAAACUUGCUGUCAGCGUGACACGAGAUGUUCGGCUUUUGAUUAAUUUGUCUUGUCUUAAAUCAGGAAUGUAGAACAUCUCGUGUUUUAUUUGCCAGGUGAGGUACGUAAUGAGAAGUCAGCUAGCUUGACACUUGUCUUUGAUCUGCACUUUAAAGUGCUUGUUAACACAGUUUGCAUCAUUCAUUGAAAGUUAAAGUGAGGAUAAAUCAGAAACAGUAAUGCUUAAUAUGAGCUUUCACUGCUUUCAUGAGUCAAACUGCAGAUGUACAUAUACUGUAUAUGACUGCUGCAUAUACAUCAAGCCUGUUCAGGAGAUUGGGCCGUAUGUCUGUUUCAUCGGCAUGUGUUCAUUUCUCUCUCUCAAUCUUGCAGAACAGAAGUCUGUUUUGAAUGAAACAAUCACCCGACUGGAGGUGUUUUGUUGUGUUGAUCAUUGCAGCUCUGAAAGAUGGAUGGAUGAAAGAUAAAUCACAAUUUAGAAAUGUCACUUUUAUGAUGCUUAUGCUCUAAUAAUAUGACAAUAAUACUCCUUACAUUUCAGAAAUGUACCACAGCAAUAGGUUUCCUUUUUUUUCUACAAUCACUACAUAUUUAUUUCCAUACUUUUAUCAUUUGUCUUUAUCAUCACUAAAAUGUUCAUUUUAAACCAUCUGUUGACGGGCAAUAAUGUACUCUGUGUUCAUAUACAAACUGCACAUGCUGUAAACUUUACAAGUCAUGAUGAUUAACCUUUUAUUACUGAAAACUGCCAACAUGUCAUGUUGUUGUACUGCUGUCAAUAACUCACACUGUACUCUUUAUUAAGACACUAUUCUACUUUUUCAAAUGCAACACAAAGGCUGUUUUCGAAACUGACUACCUCACUAGCAGUACAUACUGAUUCGGCCAAAAUUCAUGUGAACAAGAGCAAAAUCUGCAGUUUGCCAAAACUACCCGGAUGUCGGACUGAUUUGGUGAAAUGUCUCUGUAUGCAGCGGACCAGUGUCCCUCAAUGCACAGCGCUCCAACGUUUAACUGUCAUUGCAUUUAGAGUGAAGUAAUGCGGAAUAAAAGCUGGUGAAUCUUAUAACUUCCAGUAAUUACAGAGGUGAUACACAUCUCACAGGUAACUGUUCAUGUCUGGGAAGAUUAUUAAAUUCAAUAUAAACCACUUCUAAACUUUUUAAAUCACAAGUGGAUGCUAAAGGAGCAGGCUGUUUUUCAAACUGCGUCCUAUACUAGCAGUAUGUACUGAUUUGGCCAAAAUUCAGUAUGUAGUAUGUGAACAAGAGCAAUAUCUGCAGUUUGCCAAAACUACCCGGAUGUUACACUGAAUGAGGAAAAUGUCUCAGUAUGCAGUGGACCAGUUUCCCUCACGUAAUGUUUCCCACAAUGCACAGCGCUAACAAUGUGCUUCUUCUUUUACCAUUUAUGACGGGAGGAACUCAGUUUUUAGGUGCUGUGACAAUUAUUAAAUUACAUGUAAACCACUUCUAAACUUUUUAAAUCAUAAGUGAUGCUAAAGAAGCGGUUUCACUAUCAGCUUGGCCGUUGUUUACUUCCGCUUUCGAAAAUAUGGAAAUCCAGCGACGCCUGACCCAGCACACUGCAGACCAGAUCCAACAGAACAGUCAUACUACAGACUAAAUUCAAAUGCAGGUAUUGCCAGGCAUUGGUAGGUAGUAGGUCGCAGGCGGUUUCGAAAACAGCCGCAGUUUCACCAUCAGCUUAGACAUUGUUUACUUCCGCUUUACAUAACCGGAAAUCUGGGCGACGCCUGGCAGUACGUACUACAUACGACAUCCGUAGGUAGUGUGUCGCAGGCAGUUUCGAAAAACAGUCACAGUCUUCAUCAUUUAAAGCAUGAUAAAUAUAAAGCUUCCAUCUUGAUAUUCCUCUUAUCAUGAUAAGUCUGCUCAUGAUGUGGAAUGUAUAAGCUAAAAAACCGCACUGAGAUGUCUGCAUCCUACCCUCACGCCUGUGCACAACAUGUCAAUCAAACUAAGUCACGAGUCAAGAGUCUGUUUAAAGGUUCAUCAUUUGAAAUAUAAAAACUAAAGCAAGAAUCUUCACUCCUACUUAAUGAUCCGUAGUGAGUCUUUUAGGGAAACAAAAGAACCAACAAACCUUGUGUCUCUGGUAGAUUCAGCUUCAUGUCUGCUGCAUAAUGUUGACGAGGCUCCAGCUGACUGAACCACGCUGCUGAGACAGGAGAGCGGUAUUGACUGUCAUGUCUGUGUUUUAUCUUACUGAUACACAAACAAGACGGGUGGUGGAUAAUGUCACAGAAACACGUCUCUUGAAAUGGCGUCAUUAGAUCUUUGUCCUCUGAUGUUGAACCAUCCUUCAGAUGUGUUAUUUUCAGUGUGAUGUAGUUAUUCUAUCUGUUAUUUUAUCCACUGAAUGAUCCCCUCACUGUAAAUAGCUCAUUAGAAGUCCAUAGCUACUUUAAAAAUAUGCUUCAGCUUGGUUAGAGGUAGAUUGAAGUUGCGUUUGAUCAGUUGGUUAAUAAUCGUUCAUCAGUUAUCUGAACUAACACUUCAGUGUGCUUGAGGUUGGCCCAAAGUACCGAACUUUUCUCUGUUAACAAUCUCUGCAUGCAUCCGUUCUUACCCUCCACGUCGCUACAGAGUCAGCUGUUCCUUUAAAUAUCACCAAAAUGAGCGUCACUCUAAUUAUCCACGGUUUUAUCAAGCUUUUACUUGAUAUCAAAACAAAUGCAAAGAAAUUGAUAAAACAUGAUGACUCUUUUGCAUUUGGAGAUGUGCCCCCAGUUACUCCUCUUAAAAUACAGUGCAUUAUAACACAAAUUUACAAUAAAUAAAACACAAAGUAUGACAACAAAUGAAUGCAAAACAAUGAUCUAUGCAAAGUCAUUUAGAAACGUGUAAAAUAACCUUUAAUGGUACAAAACAGCAGCCGUGUUACUGCAGAAUGUUACUGAAAACUACCACUUUAAGGCGAAACAUCUACUAAGAUGUAACACAAAUUUUCGGCCGCUAAGGUUGCGAGAAAUUUUACAAUGUUUAUUAUUUGGAUAUUCUCAUAUUGUUUGUCAUCAAGUUUCCAUGUGAUAUAAGCUUCUGAGGAAUGAUUGUCAGGCUGCAUGUAGAAGAACCUUCUUUUGUAAAAGUGUGGUUCUCGGUCGGACCACGUCAUAGGCUUCUUUUGUUUUGAGGCAGAGCGUUCAGCAGCACAGUAGGGAUGUACAUAAAAGGGAAAAAGUCUUAAAUAAUAUAUAGUUUGUCACUUGAUUGUGUUUUUAUCCAGCAUUAACUAGCUAGCUUCAUUUCUUACACACGUGUCAUUAAUCAGGAAACAAUGUAAUGUGACUUGGUAUUGUCACUCACUGAAUGUCACUGACCAUCGUCUGACUUAGUUGCGAAAUUUUGUGAAGUACCCUUCAACUUUCUACCCGUUUUUCCUUGUCUAUAUCUUGGGAUGGUCAAUAGAGUAUUUUUUUAUAAUACUUUUCUUUUGAUAUUUUUCUCAAUUUUAUAAGUGAUUUUCCUAAAACAAAUACCAGGAAUGAUUGGUACUUCCAUUUUGACUGUGUACCAAGGCCAUAUCAGAGAAGCCUCUCUGAAAAGCAGUGCCGGUGCAGGAUGACAUGGUCCUGGAUCCGAGCUUCUUUUCUGGGGGUCUGAACUGAUCUCUUUCUUUUCUUUCUAUUACCAAGACCAAACUUGCAGCAUUUGUGAAAACUUUGAUAAUGUUUUGAAAUGUUUUAGCUGGUGCUUGUUUAGGAUUAUUACCUGUAGAUUGUGUGUGUUAUGUUGUGUUCUUUGAUUUCUUACCUGAUUUUCUGUGUUACAUAGAUGUGGAUUGUAAAUUGUUGUGAUGUAGAACAUAUUAAUAAGUAGACUGGAGGCUAAAUAAACAGUGCUUACAUUCAUGAA